This is a messenger RNA of Lepidothrix coronata (blue-crowned manakin), 4995 nucleotides long. RefSeq names its product HEPACAM family member 2 (gene HEPACAM2). NCBI's taxonomy places the organism in Eukaryota, Metazoa, Chordata, Aves, Passeriformes, Pipridae. The transcript is spliced from 11 exons. The coding region runs from base 1499 to 3007 and encodes 502 amino acids. The record is from RefSeq and is a predicted model, not a curated record.
UGAAAAACAUAACUGCUACUCUGUUUGUUUUUUUUUUUAAUGUCUUUGCCCAUAUCAGGUGUUUAAAGCACCAACACAGGCUGUGUGCCAAUGUGAAAGCUCCCAUUUCAGUUAGAAAUUAGUUGGAACCUGUGAUAUUUUAAUAUAUGUUGAAAUAGUAGAUAGUAAUUUCUAACUCGGGUUUUAUAAAAGGUUGUGAUUUGAUAUAUCUAGCCUACAGUUAAGUGGAUUAAGCAGGUUAUAAACAACAACAUUCAGAAGGGGCAGGACAAUGGACCCAGGAAACCGUUGGGAAUAUGUGAAAUACCCUGUUCAUCUCCUGGCUAAUGUCAGAUGGUGAUAUUAUUUCUGCUGGGACCGCUGUAUUUCUGUUUUUGUUUGCCUGACAUUACCCUUAUAUGUCUUCCAUUAGACCUGGAAGGAUCUGGGUGUUUUCGCCUCCCUUUAACUACGGUAAAAAUUGAAUGUUUGGCCCUUCUGCUGAGGGCUUAGAACCUUGCUGUACCCCUGCUCCUAGCACACGAUGAGGGGAGGCAUUUCCUUGCUACCAGUCCCUCAUGCACAAAGCAGGAUACAGUCUAGCCUAAUAUUUGUUAAUCCAUAAUAGCCAGCCUAAGUGCUGUAUAGUGAAAAAUAUAAUGUGUUUUUGUAUGGAUAAACCAUCUCUGUUGCUGCAAAUAUUUGCUGUUGCAAACUGUUACUGCACAAGUGUGGGAGGGUUUGCCUGAUUUGCUGCUGAUUUGUAUGGUGAGUGACAGCUUUGGACAAAAUCCAAAUCCUACAUUAAUAUUAAUUUAUUGAUGUAAAUUAAUGCAGAACAAACAAUAAUCAGCAGCUAGCUCAACAACUGUAGUAAGCUGUCCACUCUAGCCAUAGGAUUCUUAUUUUGAAGAUACCUGAUAGACAUUUGACAUCAUGUGUUGUUUAGAGAAAGGGAGUAAACUCUUUGCUGAGUUAUGCUUAUGUUAAGGAAAAAAAGUACGGAAAAUUUAUGGACUUGAAAAGUGCUAGGAAAAAAAUUAAGUGAGGCUCUUUAAUAGCUGUUUAAUGUUUUUUGUAACAGAAGAGGAGAGGCUGUCAUUGGCAAAGAUCUGAAAAAAAUAUUCUGAGUACUAAUUCUAGUUUGAAAUAAGCAGAAGCAUGUAGCAUCAGGGUAUUUUUUAUGGAACUAUAACUAAGGGAAGUUAAUAACUAUAUAACCUGUACACUUGGUGCGUUUACUUACUUCUAUUAAUUAAAUGUACUUUGUAUUGUGUGCCCCAUUUAUUACAUUCUGUGUCAUAUUUGCUGUGGCUGCCGGGGAAGGCAAUGAAGAUGGGUGCUCAUCUAACAGGUGCUCCACUUCCUUUGUUCUUUGUAUACACAUAUUCAAAUCACACAAGGCAGGGGACAGGAUAGGGCCUGUUAACUCAUUGCUGAUUUCCCUAGCAAAUAAACCAGCUGCAGGUCCAAGCCCUGGCUUAGUGCUGAGGAGAAGGUGGCAUUUGUGUGGGACAGGAUGCUUUCAUGGAGCCCCCUAGCCAACUUCUUUUGGGACUUAGAGUGCAGAAUAUAUUUUCUACUUGUAGGUAUUUGUUCUGCCUUAAAGUUGACAGUACCAUCUCAUACCAUCCACGGUAUUGAGGGACAACCACUUCAUCUUACUGUUGACUACAAUUUCAAUGCUACAGCUUCUGAAAUCCAGAUAAUUUGGCUUUUUGAGAGGCCUCAAAGUAAUCCAAAAUACUUGCUUGGCUCUGUAAAUCAAACAGUAGUUCCAGACUUGGAAUACCAGCACAAGUUUACCCUUGUACCACCAAAUGCAUCUUUGAUGAUCAAUCCAUUGCAUAUCAGCGAUGAGGGCAAUUAUAUUGUAAAAGUCAAUGUCCGUGGAAAUGGGACAAUAGCUGCAAGUCAAAAGAUUCAAGUAGCUGUUGAUGUUCCAGUCACAAAGCCAACUGUACAUACUGAACCAUCUUCAGGAGUAGUGGAAUAUGUAGGAAAUAUUACCCUAAAAUGUAUUCUGGGUAAAGGUACAAGGGUAACUUACCAGUGGAUGAAAAAUGGGAAGCGUCUCCAUGCUGGCCCUAAUUAUACCUUUUCAUCAAACAAUGCUACACUUCUAAUUGUUCCUGUCGUAAAAGAAGACAUUGGGAAUUACAGCUGUCUAGUAUCUAACCCUGUCAGUGCAAUGGAAAGUGAGAUAAUUGCACCAACCAUAUAUUAUGGACCUUAUGGUCUUAGAGUUAAGUCAGAUAAAGGUCUGAAUAUAGGGGCAGUGUUUACAGUUGACAUGGGAGAAGUUAUACUGUUUGACUGUUCAGCAGAUUCAAAUCCGCCAAAUACUUAUUCGUGGAUUCGAAGGGAUGACAAUACCACUCAUGUAAUCAAAUAUGGACCCCAUCUGGAAGUUGUAUCUGAUAAAGUGGCCCAGAAGACAAUAGAUUACAUGUGCCGUGCUUUCAACAACAUGACUGGAAAACGAGAUGAAACUCACUUCACAGUCGUGGUUACUUCUGUAGGGUUGGAAAAGCUGGCCCAGAAGGGAAAAUCUUUAUCUUCACUUGCAGUAAUAACAGGAAUUUCAUUAUUUUUGAUCCUAGCUAUGACUUUUUUAUUCCUAUGGAAAAGAUAUCAGCCACAUAAAGUGAUACAACAGAAGCUGCAAAGCAGGCCAGAGGCUGAUUACAGAAAGGCACAGGCAUUUUCAGGACAUGAAAGUGCUUCAGAUGAUUUUGGGAUAUAUGAGUUUGUCGCUUUUCCUGAUCUUGCCAGUGGUUCUAGGGUUUCAAGUCAGUCUGUUCCUGGCUCUGACUUUGUCCCAGGCCAGGAUAUGCUUAAUACGGUUUAUGAAGUUAUUCAGCAUGUUCCUGAUCAGCCGCAACAAGACCACCAACAGUCUUCCUUCUCAAUUCUCUCACUGAUGCAUGACCCCUCUGAAAAAAGGAAUAAAUGCAACAAAAAGAUGUAUAUGAAGACAUGGGAACAGGAAAUCAAAGCAUCUGCAAGUACUUCUUUUUCUUUAUAACAUACUGAAAGGAAAUGCCAACAACUCCAAGAAUGGCAAAGGCUUAUGCCACCUUUGCUUGAAAUAGCAAUUUUUCUUCAGACUGACAGUCCCUUUCCUUGGGGUGCUCCAAACUGCCCAUUUCUUAAUUUUUUCUUUUUUAAAGUAAUAAUUCACUGAAAAAUACACGUAUUUUUCAUUAAUUUCUUUUCCUUAUUGGUGAACAGAAAAGACAAAGAGACAGCUUUAAAAAUGCAGUAUAAAACAUAUAUUUUAGUAAAAUAAUCAGUAGAGGCACAAGAAGAAAUCAGGCCCAAGAUGCCACCCUCACUUGUUUUAUUAAAAAAUGGCAAAAAUCGCAUAUGAGAGUUUUUCAUUGGUGUUGACUUUUACAAGAAUACUGCCAUGAAAAGUAAUAAAUGCAAUAUGACAGAUUGCAAAAUACAUUUGAGGUUUAAAAUAAAGUCUUUUAACUCUUUUAAUGUGACACUGUAUUUUAAUUUACAAGCAUAGAAGCUGAUCUGUCAGGCAGUUAGAAUUUAAAAAUGUACAUAUGUAUAUUAUUCAAAAUAAUGUGUUCUCAUUAAAUUCUGUUUCCUUUGCAUUUUAACUGUUUUUCUAUUUUCUGCUGAAGAGCAUGUUUCUCAUUGACUAGGAGAGCAAGUAAUAUUCAAGUCAUUUCUUAAAGCUGCAGAAUGUUCAGGCUAUUUGUAUAUUAAAAUUGUAAUUCACCAGUGCAAAUGAAACCGAUCUUACUCUGUUUAAACAGUGUGCUACAAGUACCUUCACAAAUAGAGGAAUACUCUUCCAGAAUCUUCUGUUAGCAGGCAUCUGAAUCCUGCAGAAAAAUUCACUAUUAUUUCCUCAGAGUCAGCUAUUAGAUGGUGUCAGUUGGCUGCAGCCAGGGAAAAGGGGAAUUAUGAACUGAAUUAAUCUGCAGAAAAAAAAAAAAGGAUACUUCAGUAACAGCUAAUUGUGUGGGAAAUCAUUAGUGUGAGUAAUGAGAAAGCAUACAGUGUCUCCAUCCUUUAAGACAGGCUGAAUGGGAUUAUUUAAAGCACUCUUGUUUAUGAAAAGUUAUUUCCACUCAUUUAAAGUACCUCCCUAAUAAGCAUUUAGUAAACAUUCUUCCUGUCUCCAUCUUUAAAACACAAGGAAAAAUAACACAGUUUUCGGUGAAUAUUCUGAUCUUGUGAUCCUGAAAAAAAGGGAAAAGGACAUCUUCACCGUUGCGUGUGAGGAAAAUAGGAUUUGGCAUUUCACAGAGGCAGCUGAUGCAGCCCAAAUAUGCAAGAAGUACUGAUGUAAUCUAAAAGAAUGUAGUCACCAGAUUUGCUCCCUAAGAAAUAACCCUCUGACAUGAAGGCAUCAGGCAGAGGCUGUAAGUAUAAACAUUUGGGCAAAAUUCUAAAGUACUGAAGUUGUCCCGAAGGACUUACUUAGGAACUCAGGGGGUUCCCCACAAAUUCCCCCAUCGUUCAUUUAAAGCUGACUUCAUCUGUGUGUUUCACAUUGAGACAGCCCUUUGGGAUGUGCGAAGUCUGAUUUUCCGCUUCUUUUUCUUUUCUUGAUGGAGUGCUCUGAAAUGAGCAUACGGAUUUCUUGAGACCAUUCCAUCCAGACCAUCUCAGACGUAUAAUGUCACUGCAGGGCCACAGGGCAGCAAGUGCAAAUGGAUUAAAAAAAAAAUUACUGUUUCUGCAUCUCUAGAGCCUUUGUAUUUAAAACUGACAGUAGUAUACAUUUUUCUAAGUUUUUCUGAUGAAAAUAAAAAGAAUUGGUUCAAUAUCAGUUCUGUUCUGCAUGCUUUUAAGCUCAUUUAGGCCCAUGCCUAAGUGCAUUUUAAGUUUCCCCAAACAUUUUGUUUCAGAAUCUGUGUAUGUGUCUUGAUAAUGGAUCAGCAAGCUGUUUUGGAUUAAGCCAUUUGUCAAUAAUGUGAGAUGACCUCAGCAAUCCAAGACAAAAGUCCACCCUAACAGUCUAUCAAACUUCUGCAAAAUACCUGUAAA